This is a messenger RNA of Alexandromys fortis (reed vole), 5320 nucleotides long. RefSeq names its product HMG-box containing 3 (gene Hmgxb3). The record is from RefSeq and is a predicted model, not a curated record. NCBI's taxonomy places the organism in Eukaryota, Metazoa, Chordata, Mammalia, Rodentia, Cricetidae. The transcript is spliced from 20 exons. The coding region runs from base 606 to 4448 and encodes 1280 amino acids.
CCGUCCACCUCAGCGGAUCCCCUUCCACCCUCUAGCCCCUAAGCCUCCAAUCGGUUCCAACAGAGGACCCGCCAGUUGCGCUUGCGCGGGGGUCGCACGCAAUCACGCGCGCCGUCCGCUUCCGGUGCGCCGCGCGGGCCGCCGGGACGGGUCUCCCUGGCGAUCCGUGGUGUGCUGUCGCCGCUGCCAGCAGCGCGCCGGUGCCGCGUAGAAGCUCGCGUCCUUGCUGUCUUCCUCGGGCUUCCCGGGGCCUGACCCCCCCCGGGGCCCUCGGCAGGCGUCGGCCGAGCCUGUGCGUGAACCUGCGGAUCUCCGCUCGCCCUUCAUACCCUGCAGCGCAACUCGGAGGGAGAGCGAGAGGGGCUUUGGUGACUCCGCGCCGUGUGUCGCCGGGCGGGGCCGCGGGGCCGCGGGGCCGGGGUUCCUCCAGCCCCCGGGAUGCGUGCGCGAGCUCUCGCCUCCACUUUCUUUUUACCGCUGUCACGACUGGAGCCGCCUCUCGCCUACAGCGGGGAGCGCGAGUGCACCGACCGGCACCCCUGUCCAGCCCCGUGGCCGGGUACCCUCGGGAAUGUGAGCCGCCAGGCUCACAAACUCCUCCGGCCAUGGAUGCGCCGUAUGAUGGUGCUGAGGUAACUGUUGUGAUGGAAGAAAUCGAGGAAGCUUAUUACACUUCUCCUGGGCCACCUAAGAAGAAGAAAAAGUAUAAAAUACAAGGAGAAAAGGCCAAGAAACCCAGGUCUGCCUACCUUCUAUAUUACUAUGACAUCUACUUGAAAGUACAGCAGGAGCUCCCCCACCUACCACAGUCCGAGAUCAAUAAGAAGAUAAGUGAGAGCUGGAGGCUCCUCAGUGUGGCUGAGAGAAGUUACUACUUGGAGAAAGCCAAACUAGAGAAAGAAGGUUUGGAUCCUAACUCUAAGCUCUCUGCACUGACUGCUGUGGUUCCGGACAUCCCAGGUUUCCGUAAGAUCCUUCCCCGAUCGGAUUACAUCAUCAUUCCCAAGAGCACCCUGCAGGAAGACAGGAGCUGCCCUCAGCUAGAGCUGUGUGUGGCUCAGAACCAGAUGUCCCCUAAAGGAUCUGCUCUCGUGUCUCAUGCUUCCCCGGAUAUAGUAACCAGCCAUGCAGGCAUGGCCGAGCAGUGCCUCGCUGUGGAGGCCCUGGCUGAGGAGGUGGGAGCCCUCUCCCAGCCAGGUGCUGUGCAGGAGAUUGCCACCUCAGAGAUCCUCAGCCAGGAUAUGCUCCUGGAGGAGGCGUCCUUGGAAGUAGGAGAGAGCCACCAACCUUACCAGACAAGCCUAGUAAUUGAAGAGACCUUAGUAAAUGGCUCACCAGAUGUCCCCACUGGAAGCCUGACUGUGCCACACUCCCAGGUUGGAGAGAGCUUGUCAGUGGUAACAGUCAUGAGGGAUCCCAGUGAGAAUAGCUCCUCUGCUCCAACCGCUCAGUUCAUCAUGCUGCCUCUGCCUGCUUACUCGGUUGUGGAGAACCCUUCCUCCAUCAAGCUGACUACUACAUAUACCCGCCGGGGCCAUGGGGCGUGCACGAGCCCAGGUUGUUCCUUUACUUAUGUCACUAGGCACAAGCCACCUAAGUGCCCAACUUGUGGUAACUUCCUGGGAGGGAAGUGGAUACCAAAGGAAAAGGCAGGCAAAGUCAAAGUGGAACUGGCUCCCGGUGCCUCCUCCAAAGGCUCAGUGAUCAAACGAGGUCAGCAGCCUGUCACCACUGAGCAAAAGCCCUCUCCGGAAAAUGCCUCAAAACUGACUCUGGAGAACUCAGAGGCUGUAAGCCAGCUCUUAACUGUAGCUCCUCCAAGAGAAGUAGGCGAGGAGAAUGAGUGGGAGGAAGUGAUUAUCUCCGAUGAUCAUCUUUUCGUCAAGGAAGUUCCCAGGAAUCAUGAUACAGCGGUAACUAAGACAUCAGUUGUCAAGAGUGGUAUGCAGGCUGAUGUCACGCUGGGGACAACUGAGAAUGACAGUCUUGGACCAGACAUACCACCAUCAGCAGAGGGGACCAGCACCUCCACUUUACUUCCAGCUCAGAAAAAGUCUCCAGGAGUUGACCUGUUUACCACUGUACCCAAAGGCAGACCACGGGGCAAACCCUCAUUACUGGCUGCAGCAAGACCUAUGAGAGCAAUACUGCCAGCCCCGGCGGCAAGUGUCGGACGGGGAAGCAGCAUGGAACUGCCCAGGGCCAGACAGGCUUUCCCCUUGGAUAAGACACCCUCUGUGAGAACUUGUGGCCUGAAGCCAAGCACACUGAAACAGCUGGGCCAACCCAUCCAGCAGCCAUCCAGCACUGGUGAAGUAAAGCUAUCAAAUUGCUCAAGUAGCAGGACACCUCAGGUCAAAGUUGUGGAGGUCAAGCCAGAUGUGUUUCCUCCAUACAAAUACAGCUGCACUGUCACAUUGGAUUUGGGCCUGGCUACAUCAAGAGGACGGGGAAAGUGCAAAAAUCCUUCUUGUAGCUAUGUCUACACCAACCGGCAUAAACCUCGGAUUUGUCCUAGCUGUGGUUUUAACCUUGCUAAAGACAGGACUGAGAAAACCACGAAGCCGGAGGCGAGCUCACCACACCCAGAUGUGCCAAGUACCACAGAAGCCCUGAACACAGCCCAAAGGGAGAUCCAGCGUCAGUCCACGCUGCAGCUGCUGCGAAAAGUCCUGCAGAUUCCUGAGAACGAGUCGGAGCUGGCUGAGGUCUUCGCCUUGAUUCAUGAACUAAACAGCUCUCGACUUAUCCUGUCCAACGUGAGUGAGGAGACAGUCACCAUCGAGCAGACCUCUUGGUCGAAUUAUUAUGAGUCUCCAUCCACGCAGUGCCUUCUCUGUAGCAGCCCAUUAUUCAAGGGGGGACAAAACUCUCUGGCUGGGCCUCAGGAAUGCUGGCUCCUGACAGCUAACCGGCUGCAGGUGGUGACUGCUCAGGUGAAGAUGUGUCUGAACCCUCAUUGUUUGGCCCUGCACAGCUUCAUGGACAUCUACACAGGUCUUUUUAAUGUGGGGAAUAAGUUGCUAGUAAGCCUGGAUUUACUUUUUGCAAUUCGGAACCAGAUUAAGUUGGGAGAAGACCCCAGAAUGUCUGUCAGUGUUGUGCUGAAGUCUGUGCAGGAGCAGACAGAGAAGACACUGACCUCAGAGGAGCUGAGCCAGCUGCAGGAGCUGUUGUGCAAUGGCUAUUGGGCUUUUGAGUGUCUCACUGUUCGUGACUACAAUGAUAUGAUCUGUGGGAUCUGUGGUGUGGCCCCCAAAGUGGAAAUGGCUCACAGGAAUGAAGAGAAUGUGCUGGCACUGAAGAGUGUGGAGUUUACCUGGCCAGAAUUCUUGGGCUCCAGUGAAGUAAACGUGGAGGACUUUUGGACUACCAUGGAGACAGAGGUGAUUGAGCAGGUUGCCUUCCCCACAAGCAUCCCCAUCACGAAAUUCGACGCCUCUGUUAUCGCUCCCUUUUUCCCACCACUCAUGAGAGGAACUGUGGUCGUCAACACUGAAAAAGACAAAAAUCUGGAUGUGCAGCCAGUACCUGGUAAUGGCAGUGCCUUGGUGAGAUUGCUGCAGGAGGGCACCUGCAAGCUCGAGGAACUCAGCUCCUAUGGUGGGGAGGAACUGCAGCACCUCCUGGAGCAGUGUGGCAUCCCAUUUGGCCCGGAAGACUCCAGGGAUCAGCUCUGCUUCUCCUUAUUGGCCCUCUACGAAUCUGUACAGAAUGGAGCCAGAGCUAGACCGCCCCCCACUCACUUCACAGGGGGUAAAAUCUACAAAGUGUGCCCCCAUCAGGUGGUCUGCGGUUCCAAGUAUCUUGUUCGAGGUGAAAGUGCUCGUGACCAUGUGGAUCUGCUUGCCUCUUCCCGCCACUGGCCACCUGUCUAUGUGGUAGAUAUGGCCACACCAGUGGCCCUAUGUGCUGACCUCUGCUACCCAGAGCUGACUAGUCAGAUGUGGGGGAAGAACCAGGGCUGUUUCUCCAGCCCUACAGAGCCGGCUGUGAGUGUGUCCUGCCCUGAACUGGACCAGCAUUAUUCUGUGGAUGUGCCAGAGGCUGAAAACUCUGUCCAGCAUCCAGUCACCAAGACUGCCACACGGCGUAUUGUCCAUGCAAACACGAAGCCCGAUCCCAGUGAUCCUAGUGCUGGCCACCAUUCCUUAUCACUGUGCCCUGAGUUGGCACCCUAUGCCUCCAUCAUGGACUGCAAACUCAACAGUGUCCGCCAGCGGCCCAUUGCCUUUGAUAAUGCCACCCACUAUUACCUCUACAACCGCCUCAUGGACUUCCUCACCAGCCGAGAAAUUGUCAACCGGCAGAUCCAUGACGUUGUGCAGAGCUGCCAGCCUGGCGAGGUGGUCAUUCGUGAUAACCUCUAUCGCCUUGGGGUUGCUCAGAUCAAGACAGAGGCACAGGAGGAUGGGGAGGAAGAGGAGGGAGCCUCGGGGGCACAAUAAGCCAGGUUGUCAUGUACUGGGCCUAUACCAUCUCUCUCAAGCCAUAAUAUGCCCUUGCCCAAGGCAGACCUAUCAAGGGGACCUACAGUCCCCUGUAGGGAGGGCCUCUGACUGCUGGAACUGACCAAAGAGCUUCCAUUUCAUGAGCACAGUAGGGCCUUCAACCUCUGGGGCUCAGGAGAGGUGCUGGGAAACCUCUACUGGACCUGAGAGAGCAUGUUAGGGGCAUGAUAUUUUAGGAGAAUGGCUGGGAGCUGGUUGUCCAGGCCCUCCACCACCUGUGGUCCCUGUACCAGGUGGGGAGGCCAUUGAACUAGGCUGUCCCAUGGGGAAGAGCUCUGGCUCCAGUCAUACGGGUUUCCUAGCCUGUUGCCUUUGACUAGGAGCCUUAAUGGCUUCUUCAUUCUUGGGGUCCCUUUGGGCUCUUCGUCCUAAAGGAGGGGUGCAUUCUCUUUUCCUCUAACUCUCCUUGUUCCCACUACUUGGGAUGGCUGAGGAGCGAGGAACAGUCAGUUAUAGCUCCCUCCAGGACUGUCCUCUGCCCUGGGUUUUGGGGAAGAGAAUCCUUCCUCCUUUCUCUGGCCACUGCUACUGUACCCUACAUCCUCCGGGCCCUUGGACCCUCACCGCAGAGGGGAUGUGGCCCAUUGUUGUGACAUAGCUGGCAAGCAGUAGGAAAACUCCCUUCUGUGAAGGGGAAGCAGAUAGGGCCAUAAGCAAACAGCAGCACUGGCUCAGGUGCCCGUGGUUUGCUCGGGGCCCAGGGAUUGGCCGAGUGCUCUUUAAUUUAUUGAGAGGGUGGGAUAGGUGGCUUUCCCUCUCGCUCUUCCCCAACAAGAAUAAAGUUUAUUAAAUUAUCUGAUUUUGAAGAA